Trichomonas vaginalis G3 is the source of this 954-nucleotide messenger RNA. Its product is annotated as DNA/RNA polymerases family. The annotation marks the transcript as partial. Lineage: Eukaryota; Parabasalia; Trichomonadida; Trichomonadidae. The record is from RefSeq and is a predicted model, not a curated record. The transcript has a single exon.
AUGUAUAAUUACAUGAAAUCAAACAAUCUACCGGUUGACCAGAAACAGAGGAAAUUAACUCAGUUAGCAUCAACACACAACCAAUAUCAACCAUUUUCUUAUUAUUAUCUUUGGUAUCUAAUAGACAGAUUUCAUUUUAUCAUCGAUGAUAUUCAAUCAAUUUUAACAUUUACGAAAAACACUUGCUUUAAUGAAUUUGCGAACGAAUUUAUGAACGAAAGACAAAAGGCUGAAUUAGAAGGAAAUAAAGGAAAAAGUUUAUUUUGCAAGAUUUCGCUUAAUGGAUCAUAUGGUUACGAUGCAAUGAAUACACAAAAUUACGCAAAGACUAAAAUAAUGAAUGCACAGAAGGCACGCGUUGCAUGUAUGUCAAAUAAGUUUAAAAACAUAAGAGAAAUAGGUGAGGAUACAUAUCAAGUGAUGCUUAAAGAUAGAUUUUAUAGAUGUGAUACAUGUUUACAAGAGGCAUUCUUCACUUUAGAUAAUGCUAAAUACUGGUAUUUGGUUUUCAUUUAUGAUUUUAUGUAUAAAUGCAUGGAUGUUAAUCGUUUUCAUUUCAUUGAAGGUGAUACUGAUUCAUCUUAUUGGGCUAUUGCUGGCGAUCCAAGUCUUCCUAACACUCAAGCAUUUCAAGCAAUUGUUACCGAUAAACAAUUUUAUGAUAAAAACAUUUUCAAAUUCGCACCAUUUGAUUUCUUCUGUUUUGAUGAGAAAUUUAAACCUAAAUUAAAGAAUAAAGCUGAAGAAAAAGCACAUGAGAAGAAGUUAUUGGGUUUAGCAAUUGAGAAACAAGGUGAUAACAUGGUUGCUUUAUGCCCUAAGUGUUAUACAUCAUUCAACGGUUCAAUUGAUGGAAGUGAUUUUAAAAAGAUUGCACAAAAAAUGAAAGGUGUUAGUUUACGACAAAAUAAACAAUUAACACCUAAAAAUUAUUUGGAUAUAAUAAAUGAUAAA